This is a messenger RNA of Staurois parvus, 1005 nucleotides long. NCBI's taxonomy places the organism in Eukaryota, Metazoa, Chordata, Amphibia, Anura, Ranidae. The record is from the annotation of a GenBank genome assembly.
AUGAAAUCGAUUCAUUCAGCUUUUUUUUUUUUUUUUUUUUUUUUUUUUUUUGUGCUUAGCUGUGAUUUGGUCACAGAGUCAAUAUACAACAGUGAUGUCACCACAAUCUUUUUUGUGGGAUUCCAAAACCAUGAAAUAAUAAAUGUAUUGCUCUUCCCAUUUUUCCUUAUUAUAUACUGUGUGACGAUAUGUGGAAACCUCUUGAUCAUUGCACUGGUGUCCUACUCUAAGGGUCUCCACUCUCCAAUGUACUUCUUCCUCUCCCAACUUUCUAUAAGUGACAUCAUGUUGUCCACAGAUGUUUCUCCUAACAUGUUAAAUGUUCUAUUACAUGAGGGGACCUCCAUAUCUCUUUCUGGCUGCAUGAUCCAGUACUAUUUCUUUGGUUUAUCGGAAACAUUUGAAUGUUUUCUUUUGACAGUGAUGUCCUAUGACCGCUAUCUAGCCAUCUGUUCUCCUCUUCAUUAUGCCUCCAUUAUGAACCAUGUGCUUUGCGUUAAAUUAGUUCUUGUAUCUUGGCUGUUCAGCUGCUCUGUAGCAUUAAUACUUACUCUUAGUAUGUACCAGUUACAUUUCUGUGGACUAAACACCGUCAACCAUUUCUUUUGUGAUUUGUAUCCUCUUAUGGAACUUUCCUGUUCAGACGUAUCCAUAAUUCAAAUGGAAGCCACAGUAUUGAGCAUUCCUGUGUUGGUGGUACCGUUCCUUGUGAUAGUAGUUUCAUAUACAUGCAUUGCUCUAGCCAUACUUAAGAUAUCCUCCAUUUCUGGAAGAGUUAAAACCUUUUCUACUUGUAGCUCCCAUCUGACAGUGGUGUCUAUAUUUUAUGGGACUCUAAUCACCAUGUAUAUGAUUCCAAAAAGAGGACAAUCACAAAUGAUCAGCAAGACUCUGGCUUUAUUAUACACUGUGUUCACUCCCUUCUUAAAUCCUUUCAUCUAUAGUCUGAGGAAUAAAGAUAUCAAGCAAGCUUUGAGAAAUAUUUUGUAUAAUAAAAGGGUUUAG